AUGCCUGGGGUCCGCACGGGCAUGGAAGUCAGCAACACCCAUCGCGGCGCUGCCAAACAACCAAACAACGACAGCAUUGCAGUGCAGUCUGCUGUCAAAGACGAGGACGGCAAUGACGACAUCUUCGCAGAAAGCGACAGCGACGAUGGGUACGAGUACAAACCGCGACCAAAGCUGCCACAGCCCAAUGUUCACAUGCGAAGCUUGGGAAGUCUGAUAAAGGAACUGGAGAGCGGUGCGAUCGAUGUCGACCCGGAAUAUCAACGUGAGGUUGUCUGGACAGCCGAUCAAAACUACUACAUCCCACCCAUUAUUCUGAAUAAGAAACGGAUUAAUGGAACAGAUGGUACACCACGUGACGUUCUUGUCUGCGUGGACGGAAAACAACGACUUUCCUCUGUCAGGGCAUUCGUCAAAGGCAUGAUUCCUUGCCAUGAUCACAAAGGCGAAAAGUGGUGGUUCUGUGAGACGCCUAGCAAUAAACGCAAAAAGGUGCUUCCUUCGGACAUUCAAAAGUCCUUCUUGGAAAAAGACUUUGUGGCCUUUCAGUUCGCAGAGCUUACGCCAGUACAAGAAGAAGACCUUUUCGCUAGGGUCCAAAUGGGUGUGCAGCUCACUUUAGCUGAGAGGAUGCGCGCGAAACAAGGCCCAUGGCAAGAACUAGCGAAGCUUUUCGUGGAAGACUUCCCUAUGAUCUACGACUUGAUGAAGGAUCGAGCUCGAGCGAAGGACUUCCAACUCACUCUGUCUUGCUUCAGCCAAAUUCUGGAAGUACAGCAUCCGACUCCUGCAACUGGCAUUCCAGUGCUGAGGACAAGCCAGAGUUUAAUCCCAAAGUUGCUGAACAACACCGGCGCUGUAGACGAUGCGCUCAAGUCACAUCUUGCAAGCGUCUGGACCACCUUCAAAGACCUUAUUGCCUUAGAUCCCGACACUUUCACGAAUGCCGACAGGCAUUUGAGUGGUGUACAAACCUUUGCGCCCAUCGAAAUGGUGGCCGUCACCGUCCUUAUCUCUAUGUAUUCGGAAACGCGCAACAAUGAACUAUUGCUAGGCGAUAUCAGAGCGCUCCGAGAAGCCUUUCGCGAGCAGUUUAAGGACCUUCGAUUGUCUGCGCCAAUGUGGAAGUUUGCCUGGGACUUUAUAGAAAACCUGGAGGGAAUUCGAGGUGCGGUGGAUGGCACUACGAUAGACCCCGACGCCGUCUACUUCAAGAACGAAAACACUAUCAUCUCCUACUUCCGCCGUUUCGAGGAAAAGGGUAGCACCCUUGGACAAGCCGCUGUCCAUACUGCCACCACGCGAUUCGAUCAUCGCAAGGGAGGAGACACAACCUAUGCCCACAGCACCGAAGCGACAGCGGACUGA
Molecule: messenger RNA, 1368 nt
Organism: Alternaria triticimaculans
Lineage: Eukaryota; Fungi; Ascomycota; Dothideomycetes; Pleosporales; Pleosporaceae
Exons: 6
Coding region: 1-1368 (455 amino acids)
Source: RefSeq, a predicted model, not a curated record